AUGGGUCCAGGUGGUCGAUGGGACACGUUGGACGAUCAUUUCAGAGACUGGAAUUGGAAGAAGGUCGUCAACUUAGGGGCGAGCUUGCUAUGGAAGAUGAAAGAAGCAAUGCAGGAGAAGGUGGCCUUCCAUGUGGCCUUCGAAGAACUCGAUGCUGCCAUUACCAAAGAACAUCGCGUAGCCUGGACGGCAGAGGUAGAAAGGUGGGAGGAUAAUCCCAAUGACACAUGUGUGCCAAAUCCAUUUGAGGCUAAAUCAAUAGCAAUCAUGCAGGCUGGUGCACGCCUGAAACUAGCGCAACUGGAGGCAAAGGAGCUGGAAAGGGGGGCAGAUGUACCGCUGCACCCGGAGGUCUCACCGAGUGUCUUCAUAGGAUUGGGUCUGGAUUUAAAAGAAGAGCAAUGGCAUGUCACUAGGUUCAUGAAGGGUCUGGGUAACCAUGUCACAGAUACCCAGAAAGGAAACCUGCAAUGUCAGAGGAACACUUUACAUCGCAAAAUCGAGUCAUGGCGGAUCAUGCAAGCGCUAUACAUGCCUAUCAUGCAUGGCACACUCUCUACUUCAAUAUCACCAUCCUCUGAUUUAGGGAUCGAUAAUGCGGAGGACUUGAGGCUUUUUCUCCCUUCUGCUAUCGGCAAUUGUCCAUGCCACGACCGCCUGCAACUCUACGAAUGGGAACUACGCCUGGCUCAGGCACAUGACGCGCUGGAAGAACUCAGGCAAUGUCUGCAGAUACGCUCAUCACUCUUGACAUACAAGAAGGACUGGGUCUGCGGGCAGGGUGCGAACACAAGGGCUCAAAAUGCCUUGGAACGUGUUACUGGAAGACAAGCAGCCUGUACAGCAAGGUACCAUGCUUCAUGGGACGCACUGAAUGUCCUGGCAGGAGAGCUUGGAAAAGUGGGGUGGCAAGGAGGACUUUGGCCACUGGAGCCCAACAAUAUAUGA
This is a messenger RNA of Suillus paluster, 948 nucleotides long. RefSeq lists its product as uncharacterized. The transcript is spliced from 4 exons. Bases 1 to 948 code for a protein of 315 amino acids. NCBI's taxonomy places the organism in Eukaryota, Fungi, Basidiomycota, Agaricomycetes, Boletales, Suillaceae. The record is from RefSeq and is a predicted model, not a curated record.